Molecule: messenger RNA, 3243 nt
Organism: Eriocheir sinensis (Chinese mitten crab)
Lineage: Eukaryota; Metazoa; Arthropoda; Malacostraca; Decapoda; Varunidae
Product: zinc finger protein 729-like
Exons: 3
Coding region: 391-3243 (950 amino acids)
Biological process (GO): regulation of DNA-templated transcription
Molecular function (GO): RNA polymerase II cis-regulatory region sequence-specific DNA binding; DNA-binding transcription factor activity, RNA polymerase II-specific
Source: RefSeq, a predicted model, not a curated record
CGAAUUUACCGGUUUCUGACCCAUAACUAUUGCCAGGAAACAUCAGUAAUCAACCAUUUUAAUGAUAACUAUAUAUAAAGUCAAUUAUUAGGGUGGAGGAGACAGUUUUUGGUGGGAAGUCGGCAAAUAUAACCCUGAGUACGACAAUCUGGCAACGUUGCUCGGGACUCGGGAGGAAGAGGAUGGUAGGCUCUAUGGUGCCAUGGCCUGACCAUCCCCUUGAACGCUGAGGAGGAAGACUGCCAGGCUGCGAGGCGAUACAGGACAAGAGUGUCUGCCGCGGCUUAUUGGGGGUGCUGAGGCCAAGGUCAGCAGCACUGCCGGUACACCUCACUGCUUCCCUCAGCACUGCAGCUCACCUUGCCUUGGGGGCUCCUACAGGAGUGGCCCAUGCUGCCCCCCCUCCCCCUCCCACCUCCAGAGUUGUCUGCCAGGAGUGGUGCCACAAUGGAGGGUGUGAGGCCAGGCAGCGACACAGACAGCCCGGGCCAGCGGCAGGCAGCCUCAGGUGAACGGAGCAGCCAGGCCAGACACACCCACUCCCAGGCAGGCGAGGAAAGGCUCGGGUGUGUGCAGGCUGUGUGCACCAGCCAGGCCAGACACACCCACUCCCAGGCAGGCGAGGAAAGGCUCGGGUGUGUGCAGGCUGUGUGCACCAGCCAGGCCAGACACACCCACUCCCAGGCAGGCGAGGAAAGGCUCAGGUGUGUGCAGGCUGGGCAGAGGCUCACUGCUGAGGGUGGCAGCACUGAACACCCCCCCACACACACUGCUGUUAGGAACUUUGAGUGUGAACUGUGUGGAAAGAGAUUUACUUGUAUGUCUCGCCUCAAAACACACAUCCUUAGCCACACUGGCACUAAAAACUUUGAGUGUGAACUGUGUGGGAAUAAGUUUAUUGCUAAAAGUUCCCUCAAAAUACACAUGGUCAUCCACACUGGUGUUAAAAACUUUGAGUGUGAACAGUGUGGGAAAAAGUUUAUGUCUAAAUAUUACCUCAGUAAACACAUACUCAUCCACACUGGUGUUAAAAACUUUGAGUGUGAACACUGUGGGAAAAAGUUUAUUACUAAAAGUAAACUCAAAUCACACAUCCUCACCCACACUGGUGUUAAAAACUUUGAAUGUGAACUGUGUGGGAAAAAGUUUACUGCUAAAGAUUCCAUCAAAACACACAUGGUCAUCCACACUGGUGUUAAAAACUUUGAGUGUGAACAGUGUGGGAGAAAGUUUAAUGAUAGAAAUUCCGUCAAAAGACACACGCUCACUCACACUGGUGUUAAAAACUUUGAGUGUGAACAGUGUGGGAAAAAGUUUGCUCUUAAAGCUGGCCUCAAGAAACACACGCUCAUCCACGCUGCCAUUAAAAAUAUUGAAUGUGAAGAGUGCGGGGAAAAGUUUGUUCGUAAAGCUGGCCUCAAAAGACACAUGCUCAUCCACACUGCUGUUAGAAAUGAGUGUGAACACUGUGGGGAAAAGUUUACUAGGAUAAAGUCCUUCAAAUCACAUAUGCUUACCCAUGCUGUUUUUGAGUGUGAAGUGUGUGGGAAAAAGCUUGCUACUAAGGGUACCCUCAAACUACACAUGCUCAUCCAUGCUGGUGUUAAGAACUUUGAGUGUGAAUACUGUGGGAAAAAAUUCAUAACUAAAGGUAACCUCAAAUCACACUUGUUCCUCCACACUGCUGUUAGUAACUUUGAGUGUGAACAGUGUGGGAAAAAGUUCAUUACUAAAAGUAGCCUCAACAAACACAUGGUGGUCCACAGUGCUGUUAGUAACUUUGAGUGUGAACAGUGUGGGAAAAAGUUCAUUACUAAAAGUAGCCUCAACAAACACAUGGUGGUCCACAGUGCUGUUAGUAACUUUGAGAGUGAACAGUGUGGGGAAAAGUUCAUUACUAAAAGUAGCCUCAACAAACACAUGGUUGUCCACAGUGCUGUUAGUAACUUUGAGAGUGAACAGUGUGGGGAAAAGUUCAUUACUAAAAGUAGCCUCAACAAACACAUGGUUGUCCACAGUGCUGUUAGUAACUUUGAGAGUGAACAGUGUGGGGAAAAGUUUACUGCUAAAAGUACACUCGAAACACACACGGCCGUGCACACCAGUGGUAGAAAGUUUGAGUGUGAACACUGUGGGAAAAUAUUUGAACAUGAAUGUCGCCUCAGAAGACAUAUGCUUACCCAUACAGGCGCCAGAGCCUUUGAGUGUGAACAGUGUGGGAAAAAGUUUGCUCAUAACUUUAGCCUCACAAAACACAUGCUUACCCAUACAAGCACUAAACCCCUUGAGAGUGAACAGUGUGGGGAAAAGGUUGCUCAUAACUUUGACCUCACAAGACACAUGCUUACUCAUACAGGCACUAAACCCCUUGAGAGUGAACAGUGUGGGGAAAAGGUUGCUCAUAACUUUGACCUCACAAGACACAUGCUUACCCAUACAGGCACUAAACCCCUUGAGAGUGAACAGUGUGGGGAAAAGGUUGCUCAUAACUUUAGCCUCACAAAACACAUGCUUACCCAUACAGGCACUAAACCCCUUGAGAGUGAACAGUGUGGGGAAAAGGUUGCUCAUAACUUUAGCCUCACAAAACACAUGCUCACCCAUACAGGCACUAAACCCCUUGAGAGUGAACAGUGUGGGGAAAAGGUUGCUCAUAACUUUGACCUCACAAGACACAUGCUUACCCAUACAGGCACUAAACCCCUUGAGAGUGAACAGUGUGGGGAAAAGGUUGCUCAUAACUUUAGCCUCACAAAACACAUGCUCACCCAUACAGGCACUAAACCCCUUGAGAGUGAACAGUGUGGGGAAAAGGUUGCUCAUAACUUUGACCUCACAAGACACAUGCUUACCCAUACAGGCACUAAACCCCUUGAGAGUGAACAGUGUGGGGAGAAGGUUGCUCAUAACUUUGACCUCACAAGACACAUGCUUACCCAUACAGGCACUAAAACCCUUGAGAGUGAACAGUGUGGGGAAAAGGUUGCUCAUAACUUUGACCUCACAAGACACAUGCUCACCCAUACAGGCACUAAAACCCUUGAGAGUGAACAGUGUGGGGAGAAGGAUGCUCAUAACUUUGACCUCACAAGACACAUGCUUACCCUUACAGGCAAUAAAGCCCUUGAGAGUGAACAGUGUGGGGAAAAGGUUGCUCAUAACUUUGACCUCACAAAACACAUGCUCACCCAUACAGGCACUAAACCCCUUGAGAGUGAACAGGACCAGAGCCUUCAAGUGUGA